Phytophthora sojae is the source of this 291-nucleotide messenger RNA. RefSeq lists its product as hypothetical. Lineage: Eukaryota; Oomycota; Peronosporomycetes; Peronosporales; Peronosporaceae. The record is from RefSeq and is a predicted model, not a curated record. The transcript has a single exon. The coding region runs from base 1 to 291 and encodes 96 amino acids.
AUGCGUGUCUUGUCCUUGCUGACUGUGAUCGCCCUCGUCUCCAGCUGCGAAGCUGCUACCUCGGCCACGACAGGCGUCGUCAAGACGGACAUUACUUUCUUGUCUCGCGCCCUUACUGCUGAGUACCAACCCAAGAGAUCCCUGCGCCAGUAUGAUGAAGACGAAUUAGCGACUCUCGACUCCGAAGACGAAGAGAGAGCUGGCACCAGCCAGAAGAUGGAGGAAUUGGUGGAGAAGUUCGGACACCUGGGCUUCACUACAAGGGGUUUCGAUACGCCAGUUCGCAGCUGA